Messenger RNA from Chlorella variabilis, 1383 nucleotides. RefSeq lists its product as hypothetical. The transcript is spliced from 7 exons. The record is from RefSeq and is a predicted model, not a curated record. Gene Ontology annotation, biological process: protein K11-linked ubiquitination; metaphase/anaphase transition of mitotic cell cycle; anaphase-promoting complex-dependent catabolic process. The coding region runs from base 1 to 1383 and encodes 460 amino acids. Gene Ontology annotation, cellular component: anaphase-promoting complex. NCBI's taxonomy places the organism in Eukaryota, Viridiplantae, Chlorophyta, Trebouxiophyceae, Chlorellales, Chlorellaceae. Gene Ontology annotation, molecular function: molecular adaptor activity.
AUGGCCUUCCAGCCUGUCCCUCGCAGCGGCGUGACGCCGGUGCUGGGGGGUGGUGCGGGCGGGAGCAGCGCCCGACUGCUUCUGCCGUCACAGGAGCUGCCCAUUACCUUUUCGCUGCUCUGGGAACAGCAGGUGGAUGCAGGUGUCGGCAGCGAGCCGCUGGAGGGCCACCUGGCGACGGAUGGCAGCGGCGACCUGCUGCUGUGCUUACUCAGCAUAAAAGCCCAACGCCUGACAGCACUGCGCCUGCCGCUGCCAGCGGCGGCCGCAGCGGUGCGCCUGUCGGCUGGAAAACGCGUGGAGGUUGCCUUCAGCAUGCCGGCAGUGGCUGCUGCAGCCGUCACUGCCGCGCUGCAAUGCCACAGACAGGCAGGUGCACAGUCAGGGGUGUCGGCUCGCGACCUUCUGGUGCUGCAACCCAAUGGCAGGCUGGCAUUGUUUGUUGGCAGUCGCCACCUGUGCACGGUAGGCCUGCCAGGCGACAGCGGCCCAGCAGCUGUCUACGUACAGCUGCUGCGCCUAGGCGGCACUGGCGGCGGCAAAGGCGAGGAGCAGCAGUUGCCUGCCAACCAUUCACAGCUGUCAGGCACCAAGCGGCCUGCAUCUGCGGCCGAAGUGCGGUCAGGCGACUCGGAUGGCGAUGAGGGCGAGGGCGACCCUAUGCUGGUUUCCCCCGCGCCCAGGCCAGUUUCCGCCCGCACCGCAGCCGGCAGGGCAUUUGGUGACCUGCUGCCCGAUGUGCGCUCGCUGGCAGAUGCUCUGGAGCCACCGCCUGCGGUGAACGCCGUCGGUAACCGCGUCACCCUGAUGCUGGAGGGUGGUAGCAGCAUGCGUGUGUCGCUGCCUUUUGCCCCCACUGGACCGCUAGCCAAGGCAGCAUUGGAAGCCCUGCAUGCAGCACUACCCGGCGAGGCAUGGUGGGCGCUAUACUCGCGCUGGCUGUCCACCGAGGUGUAUGAGGACUGCAAGAUGACCGUGCUGCGGUGGCAGCUGCUCCCUGUGCUGGGCCACGUGUUGCUGCAAGGCCACCGCGAUGCUAGCAGCAUCAACAUUGUGCCGAUGCUGGUGCAGCAGCGUGUCGCCUGCGUGCAGCGCAGCAUCGACUUAAUGGCUGCCUACUCGCUGCUGGGUGACGCUGCAGCCUCCAUCAGCGCCAGCUUUUCACUUGAAGCAACCCAGGCUGCAGAUCUGCUAGUGGUGACAGCCCACCGCAUUGUGCGCCUGUUGGUGCACCAGCAUUGGACGCUGGCUGAUCUUGACUCGCUGCCCUGGGGAGUGGCGCUCCCUCUACGUCAGGCAAUCCAGCACUGCCGCAGCAACCCGCCCACAGACUGGCCCCAGGAGGCCUAUGUGCUCAUCGGUGUGUCUGGCGCUGGUUCCUAG